UUAAAAAAAAAAAAAAAAAAAAAAAAGAAAGAAAAGGAUAAAGUUAGGGAUUAAAGGAGAAAAAUAAAUUUAAUUCUUAAGCCUAGAGACAAAAAACAAAAAGUAUAGAGCCUAGCACGUUGAAAGGAAUAACUGCAAGUAACAGGAAAGGUUUAGGUUAGAUAGUAGGAGAAAGUUUUUCACACACAGCGUGGUGACACACUGGAACCGGUUGCCCAAGGAGGCUGUGGAUGUCCCAUGCCUGCAGGCAUUCAAGGCCAGGCUGGAUGUGGCUCUGGGCUGCCCGGUGGAUUGAAACUAGGGGAUCACUGUGGGCCUUCUCAACCCAGGCCGCUCUAAGAUUCUGUGAUUCUAUGAGCUCGUGUGCUCAUGAAAAUGGCAGAGUGCAGACGGAUUGCCAAAAGGGGAGGUGGAACAGGGAGGCGGGAUUUGGGUGUAGGGUCCCCAGCCCCGAGCUGGGUGCACGGCUGCACCCGCACCGGGGAAAGGCAUUGUGACAUCACAGGGCGCGGCGUGACAUCAGUCUUUAUCAAGUCACGCCGGCGGCCUCCCCCAGCUCAGACACUUGGAGCACUCGCUCCGUCCUGGUGGUCACUGCUGGAGCUCUGCUCUGGGUGACAGCCACUUGUGUGUUGAGAGCGGUCCUUGGGAGAGAGCAGGAUGAAGCUCAGCCUGACUCUCUUCCUCAUCUUACUUGCUUUCAUGUCUCCGAUUCCUGACACGUCCAGCUGCCUCAGCUGGGUCGGGAAUUGGGACAAAAAGCUGCUCCAUCCCGAGGAGCAGCAUCCCUUAGAGACCGAGUGCCAGCCCUCCAGCUGGCUCUCCUGGCUUGGUCUAACCACCUGCCCCACCAAGAUCGAGGAUGGGAACAAAGGGCACGUCCUUCACGACCAGCACGGACCUACUGACACCAAGAGCCAGCCCUCCAACUGGCUCUGCUGGUUUGGCCUAACCACCUGCCCCACAAAGAUGGAGGACGAGAAGAAAAACCAGGUCCUUCACGAGGAGCAGCGUCCGGUUAAGUCCAAGAGCCAGCCCUCCAACUGGCUCUGCUGGUUCGGCCUACCCACCUGCCCCACAAAGAAAGACCAGGUCCUUCCCAAGGAGCAGCGUCCAGUUAAGUCCAAGAGCCAGCCCUCCUACUGGCUCUGCAGGCUUGGACUAACGUCCUGCUCCACCAAUAUCGAGUACAGGAAGAAAGACCAGGUCCUUCAUGAGGAGCAGCAUCCGACUGAGACCAAGAGCCAGCCCUCCAACUGGCUCUGCUGGUUCGGCCUACCCACCUGCCCCACAAAGAUGGAGGGCGGGAAGAAAGACCAGGUACUUCCCAAGGAGCAGCGUCCAAUUGAGUCCAAGAGCCAGCCCUCCUACUGGCUCUGCAGGCUUGGACUAACGUCCUGCUCCACCAACAUCGAGGACAGGAAGAAAGACCAGGUCCUUCAUGAGGAGCAGCGUCUUGUUAAGUCCAAGAGCCAGCCCUCCUACUGGCUCUGCAGGCUUGGACUAACGUCCUGCUCCACCAACAUCGAGGACAGGAAGAAAGACCAGGUCCUUCAUGAGGAGCAGCGUCUUGUUAAGUCCAAGAGCCAGCCCUCCUACUGGCUCUGCAGGCUUGGACUAACGUCUUGCUCCACCAAGACCGAGGACGGGAAGAAGAACAAGGUCUUUCAUGAGGAGCAGAGCCCCGUUGAGACCAAGGGCCAGCGCUCCAACUGGCUCUGCUGGAUUGGACUAAACACCUGUCCUCAGAAUGGAGACAAAAAUGUCGUGCGUCCUGAGAAGAGGCUGAGCGUUAAGGCUGAGUGCCGUGCCUCCAUCUGGCCCUUCUGUAUUCACCUUUCUCCAGAUGGGUCCCAAAACAGGGUCAGCGAGUCUGUUGAUCAAGAGGGCCCAAAGCAGCAGUCCCCGCGCACCCAGCAAAAGGCCUUCAGCGUGCCUGACACUCUGAGCAAGCUCUGGGGCUUCCUUAACCAACACCCGGCAACCUGGAUCGUUUUAGAUUUUGUGAAAGACUGGUGUAUGUUCCGGCUGGGGAAUCUUGCCUUCCAGUUCUGCAGAGAUUUGUGGAGACGUUAGGCACAGGGAACGGAACAAACGGCCUCAGCUUCCGAACGGGAACAGAGUGAUUUCCACAAGGCGCUUCUGUCCAUCUGGCAGCCUGUGGGUCAAAUGGUGACCAAAGGUGGCGCUGAAGGCACCUGCGAUGACAACAACAUCUUCCACUGGGUGGACACCAACCUCUCCCAGAUCAUCACCUCCAUUUUCCAUCAGUCAUGAAAUUAAUAACAUCAUCAUUUCUACAGCCUGUGUCAUUGUGGUGGCAGUGCGUCCGGGACAGUGGCAGCACUAAAAGCAUUGGUGCAGGACA
This is a messenger RNA of Lagopus muta (rock ptarmigan), 2368 nucleotides long. RefSeq lists its product as uncharacterized. NCBI's taxonomy places the organism in Eukaryota, Metazoa, Chordata, Aves, Galliformes, Phasianidae. The record is from RefSeq and is a predicted model, not a curated record. The coding region runs from base 661 to 2076 and encodes 471 amino acids. The transcript is spliced from 2 exons.